Acaulospora morrowiae is the source of this 209-nucleotide messenger RNA. The record is from the annotation of a GenBank genome assembly. Lineage: Eukaryota; Fungi; Glomeromycota; Glomeromycetes; Diversisporales; Acaulosporaceae.
AUGGCCCGAAGAUAUGAUGCGAGAACCAUUAUCUUUUCGCCGGAAGGCCGGCUUUAUCAAGUUGAAUAUGCCAUGGAGGCUAUAUCUCAUGCAGGUACCGCCCUGGGUAUUCUCGCGACUGAUGGAAUUGUGUUAGCUGCGGAAAAGAAAGUAACGUCCAAGUUACUCGAGCAAUCUGCUACCAGCGAAAAGAUAUAUCUUUUGAACGA